Aethina tumida (small hive beetle) is the source of this 4671-nucleotide messenger RNA. RefSeq lists its product as uncharacterized. The transcript has 10 exons. NCBI's taxonomy places the organism in Eukaryota, Metazoa, Arthropoda, Insecta, Coleoptera, Nitidulidae. Bases 95 to 4507 code for a protein of 1470 amino acids. The record is from RefSeq and is a predicted model, not a curated record.
AACUUUUAUUAUAUUUAUACUUUUUAUAUUAUAUGUUUAUAUUUUAUAUUUACAAGAAAUACGAAAUCAAUUCAUUGAUGAAAGAAUAUGCCAAAUGGAACCCAAAAACGAAAAUGUAGACGCGGACACAAGUAGUGAUAAAGUUCUGGACUAUUAUCGAAAAUAUUCCCAAAAUAAAAAUUUACCCAAAUAUUUUUCUGGCACGUCUGUUUCCUACAUACCGGAAAUCGUGCCCAAAGAACAAGAUGCGCCUGAGACAAGUCAAGCAGAUGAUAAAGCAACAGAACAAUGUGAAGUUGAUGAACAAGACAAAAACAUUUCCAGAGCAAGUAGUGCAAUGUCUAUGAAAAAAUUAGAGUGGGACAAUGGCGCUGACAUUGGUUACAAAAACGCUCAGGAAUCAGUUCACAGAAGUCACUCCUUGCCUGAUAUCAAAAUAACUGACACAGACAACAGCAAAGAACUUCCAAAUGUACAAGUCGUAGUAAUCAAUUAUGAUGAUGAGAAUGACUCAGAUGUGCCUAUACAAAUUAAUAUUGAAAGUUCAAGUUCUGACACAACUCCUCAAGACAGCCCCAAACCUAGUGUCCAGUCCAGUUCUACAUCACAAUGUGGUAACAAGCCCAGCUAUAAUUCCAGCACUACUUCCAGUGAACCUGCCAAUUUAUCAAAACCAAAUUCAGAGAGAAGCACAUCAAGUGAUCAAAUUAAAGCUUUUGCUUCAGAUUUGUCUUACUUAAAGGGUAAAAUAGGUUUGCCUGAUGCUCACUCAACACCAGUUUAUCCUGAUGAACCAAAGAUUCAGCCAGAGAUAAAACCCACACCAGCCAGACGAGAUGUUACAAAGAAAAAAACAAGGAAAUUAAGUGAACACAUUGGAGAAGAGCAACAAGCAAAUCCCAACCCACCCCCAAGUGACAAAACAGGUGUAACAAAAAAAGUGUUAGAGGACAGAGUUGUAAGUUUAUCAAUUACCAAGCCUAUUGUUAUUAAUUGUGAAUCAAAAUCAAGCAAAAUUCAACAUAAGAAAGUGCAAGCUGUUACAAAGACUUUCACAACUGGUAUACAAACUGAUUCAUUAUCUAAACAAGGAAAGGUUAUUUUGAUUAGUAGUAGAUCUGGGAGCCCUAAGAAUCAAGAUGUGAUUGAAUUAAUUCAAAACAGUAGUGAUAAAACUAAAUCAUCAAACAUAACAGAUUCUGAAGUAAUAGUUUCCAAUUGUGACAGUUUUGAAUAUCUUAAAGCAAACCAGAAACAAUAUACACAAGCUGUAGCUCAACCUCAUGUAGAUGCCAGUGUUUAUAUGACUCCAAAAAUUUCAAUGCCAAAAGAAAACAUUGUGAAAGAUGAUAAUAAACUAAAAAGACAUGAAACAAAACCGGAUCUCAGUAAUUGCAAGGCAGAGACUGAUUCCCACAGAGAAUCAUUACAAGAAUGCCCUUUAGGUAAGGCAAUUUCCGCCAGUAUUGUAGACGUAAACCUUCAAAAAAACUUUGAUUUGUUACAAAGACUUGUCAAGUCCAAGAAAUAUGAUGCAGCCACCAAAAGACAUUAUGUUAAAAAAAUAAUGAACAAAAUAAUUGAGCUGAAUUGCCUUGAUGAAAGUGGCAGUACCAGUUCUGAACUGUUCAAACCCAAAAAGGGCGCCGAGCAAAUUGUCCCACCCGCCCCAAAAUUGCAGUCCAGCACGGAAAGUUCCGAUCCGAAAGUGCAAAGAAGCAGUUUACAAAACAAUGUUCCGUGGUUUCCUGCACAACCAAGCAAAAAACUGUCCCCCAGAAAAAAACAUAUGGAAAUACGGACGUUCAAUCAAGAAAUACCUCCAUGUUCAGCAAGCAGUGGCAAGGAAAAGAAUUCGUCGUCAAAAGAUGAUUCCUGCAGCCAGCCAGAAAUAAUACCGAUACAUGAGCAGCGCAAAAAGCACAACCGUUUCACCUUAACCAACAAUGAGCUGUACAUCAAUCACGAUUCCCUAAUUCCGGAAAACAGUCAAGGAGAGUCACCCUCAGACGUUGCCUUGAAAACGCCUCUGAGUGAUUCAGGCGAAGUAGACGAAGGGAAAUUGCAAUCGUCGUCCGAAAAAUUUUACAACAAUUGGCGGGAGGACAAAACUACUUCCGAAAAACUGAUGGAGCACAGAUUACGACAGUCGAACGGCGAUUAUCUGAAUACGUUCGCCAAAGUGGAGCGACAGAAUCAAUUAAGAUGGAUCAGCAAUGAGAUUUGCCAUUUGAAGAAGCUUAAGUAUUUAUUAGAGGCGCCCAAGGAUAAAACGGAGAAAAUUUUACCAAUUAAACAGACUCACGUGUAUUCCUUGCAGAAAGCAAAUGAACCUGGCAAAAGGAAAUAUGUUAUUGAAACUGACUUCAGAUCAGUAGGAAUCGCUGACAUUGAUUUUGAACUUGAUGGACAAGUUUAUUCAGUUGAAAAUGGCAAUGGAGGAGAUUCAAAUGGAAACAGGCUUAGAGGUAAUAUUGAAGUAACAUCCGAUCGUAGCACGACAAAUAUCCGUGUGAGUACCCGCUGCAAAGUCUGCAAACAAAAAUGCUGUUUGUGUGAUAAACCUCGCUACAAAACUAAAGGUUGCGGUUCGUGCUCGUGCGUCAACUGCGGCAAAUCUCCAUGCGUCUGUAUCGAUCUCACCGGUCUCAAAUCUCCUGAUGAGGGCGUAAAAUGGUCGGCUACUGCCCAGCCACCUUUUGGAGGGUCUGCUACUGCGCAACCUCAAUUUGGGGGCUCACCUACUGCGCAGCCAUCCUCUGCAAUAUCACCCAGUAUGCAGGUAAUUUAUGGAGGUUCUUCUCAGCCACGUCUUCGAGCAUCUUCCACUAUGCAUCCACAUUUCGGAGGAUCUGGUACUGUACAGCCAUCAUCUGGUGGAUUGCCUAGUACGCAGGUACUUUUAGGGGAAUCGGCUACAGCGCAGCCACCUUUUGGUGGAUCUUCUACUGCACAGCCACCUUUUGAGGGAUCAGCUACUUCACAAGCAAGUCUUGGAAAAUCAGUUACUGCGCAGCCACUUUAUGAAGGCUCGGCUACUGCGCAGCCCCCUUUCGGAAGAUCGGCUACUACGCAGCCGUCUUUUGCAGGGCCAUCAUCGUCAAGUAAAAUACGCACGUCGGAUCAAAAGAAUCUGGAUCAGGAUGAAAUGUUGUGCGAGAUGUGCGGGGAGUUUACUACUUGUGUCAACUGCAGCUGUGUCAAUAGUGAGGAGUCGGUUGAAACCGACAAUGGGUUAGGAUUCGCCAGUGCUGCAGAGGGAUCGUCUCCAGCUUCACUGGAUAGAAUAGACAGAUUAGUACAAGCAUCGUCCGAUGUCAGCUCAAAGAGAACGCAGACUGUUCCAUAUCGAAAGUAUGAUGAUUCACGAACUGAAUUUACCCAAACUGACGGAAAAAUUCAUGCACCCAGCAAAGUCAUGUGUACCCAGACCAGUGUACGUCAGUCGUCCACCGAAUGGAAGAAAAAACUGGAAUCAAAAUCUGAAGUAAAGAGUGUAAACAAUUUACUAUAUCCGAUAGAUUCCUAUCCGGAAAUGCUUGAAGCCAAUUCCGAUGACCGAGAUGUGACGGCAAACACUGGCAACGACGUUUCUGACACACUAAAGACGUCGACAUCAUCAGCGUGUGCAUGUUGCAAGCGCAACAUCCACGAGCGUAACUUCACCAACAGACGAAGCUCCCUGUCGCUUUGCGCACAGUGUUUCAAGUAUCAUCCGUGCGGCUUUAUGGCCGGCGAGGAGCACAGGUGCAGGUGUUUCUUCGCUGUGAAAACGGAGAUGCUCAGACAGCUGGAGAAAACAAUCGACGACAUGACUUGGUGCAAGUGCAGAAAGCCGGACUCGAACGACUUUUCGGAGCACUGCAACUACUGUCAGAAAAAGCUGCGCAAAACGACGAAAACUAAAAACGGCAUUGCGUACAGCGUACGGUUGGAGGACGGCACGCCUCCCAAAGAAAAUCGAGACAGGUCACGGAGUACGGUUAAUGCGAGGAUGCAGGAGAUCAAGAUUAAGGCUGACGGCAGCCCCGCCUCAGAGAAAAUAGUUAAGGACAGGGUGAACAAGAACAGGAAGGACGUUGAGGAAAGCGAUGUCGCCACCGAUGACACGAACGGUAGUAAAACUGCGUAUUACACACUUCAGGAAUACCUCCAGCUAAACCGCCCCGAUUUUAUUGACGCGGCCGAUUCGAGACGUCAGGUUCUAUUGAACAAUCGGACCGAAAGGGAAAAACACACGGAGGAAAUGAAGCUGCGAUUCUUGACGGAGAAUCGUAUUCCAAUAAAGAAAAACAGGUUGUUCACAGCGAAAGAGAUGAAGGAAAUUACCAAAAGACAUUACCAAAAAUUACCGGAAGUACAAAAUAAAUUGUCAAAUCAAAGACGACAGCGACUGAAUCUCGCCACUAGAUUAAUAACUGAUACCUUUAACAAGAAGAUUCAAAGAAAUACCUUGAGGGGCAGGCGAGAUUUUCCGUUGGACGUGAACAUUGUUAACUUAUUGUAAGUGAGCCAGAUCUUCCGAUUUACGAUUAAAUGAUGUAUCGUUUGUCUAAUUGCGAUUAAUAGUUUUUGUAAUUUACAUAUUUUUAUAUAAGAAAAUUUUUUAAUAUUAAUUUUAAUAAAUUUAUAAAAAAAAUCAAUAAAAUUAUUAUUAUAUAUUGGAUCGAU